This is a messenger RNA of Sclerotinia sclerotiorum 1980 UF-70, 636 nucleotides long. NCBI's taxonomy places the organism in Eukaryota, Fungi, Ascomycota, Leotiomycetes, Helotiales, Sclerotiniaceae. The record is from the annotation of a RefSeq genome assembly.
AUGAUUAAUUUAAUUCUUUUAUGAGAAACUUUCACUAAUAGUUUUAGGGCAGAAAUGUUGGAUGUUGCUUCAUUAUUUGCUAUUUUUUGUGCUAUACUUGUUAUUGUUAGUAAAAAUCCAAUAGUGUCCGCACUAUUUCUAAUUGGUUUAUUUUUAAGUAUUUCUUGUUAUCUUAUAAUGCUUGGUAUUAAUUUUAUUGGUCUGUCUUAUUUAUUAGUAUAUGUAGGGGCUGUAUCUAUUCUGUUUCUAUUUAUUUUAAUGUUAAUAAAUGUUAGAAUAAGUGAGUUAUUAACUGACACCAGCAAUAGUAUACCUUUAGCUAUUAUUAUUUCUAUUUCUUUUUAUUCUUCUGUACAUUCUACAAUACCCUACAGUAUUGUACCUUUUACUAGCUAUAUUUCAAAUAUCAUUAAUACAUUUAAUGAUAUAUUAGAUAUAAUACUGUUAUAUAUUAAUAAUGAUGGUAAUUUGUCAGAAACUAGUCAUAUAACAAGCAUAGGUAAUAUUCUUUACACUACUUAUAGUAUAUGACUAAUAUUAACUAGUGUCAUACUUUUAUUAGCAAUGGUUGGUGCUAUCGUUAUAACUAUAAAACAAAGAGAAGUUAAAAGAGAAGUAAAAAGUAUGAAUACCUAG